AUGCAGAACAGCCGUCAACUACGUGAUCCGGUAACAUUGCCAUCCGGUCUGGUUUUCAAGAACCGGCUACUCAAGGCAGCGAUGGCAGAAACCAUGUCCAAGUCUCACGACCCAACAGAUCAACUCCUGACUGCCUACAAAGCAUGGGGGAAAGGAGGCUGGGGUGGUAUCAUAACAGGAAACGUGAUGAUUGAUGAGCGCUGGCUUGGAAACGCCCUCGACGUCUCCAUCGCCCCCACCACCGAUCCCAAAGUCAUUGCCCAAUGGCGAAGAUACGCAGAAGCAUGCCAUAUUGAAGGUACCCCAGCUAUCGUCCAACUCAACCACCCCGGUCGUCAAAGCCCUCUCGGAGCGGGUAGCAAAGGUCUGUUCGAGAAGAACAUUGCACCUAGUCCAAUCGCACUGCAGUUCGAAGAUAACAUCUGGGCAAAGACCGCGCAGAAGCUCCUCUUCGGCACUCCGCGAGAGAUGACAAUUGCAGAAAUCGAAGAUGUUGUAACUAAGCACGCUGAUGCAGCCAAGUAUCUCAGCGAGCAAGGAUUCGACGGUGUAGAACUACACGCCGCACACGGAUAUCUACUGAACAUCUUCAUGGCUCCCAACACCAACAAACGUCAAGACAACUACGGUGGCUCGCCUCUGAACCGCGUCCGCAUCGUUCUCGACAUUAUUAAGGCUAUUCGCGCUGUGGUUCCAAAGACUUUCACAGUCGGCAUUAAACUUAACUCUGCGGACGUUGCACGCGCAAGCGAUAUGGAAGAGCUAAUGCAACAAAUCGAGUACCUCAAAGCCACUGGCAUUGACUUCCUUGAGAUUAGCGGUGGAUCGUAUGAGAACCCUAGGAUGAUGAAGGGUGAUGAGCCACAACCGGGUGAGAAGCCAGUUUCAGAGCGCACGGCAAAGCGUGAGGCCUUCUUCCUUGAUUUCGCAAGGGUGGUCAGGCAGAAAUUCCCGGAUGUGGUGCUGAUGGUCACGGGAGGUUUCCGCAGUCUGUCCGGUAUGCACGCAGCGCUCGAGGAGAAUGCUUGUGACUUGAUUGGUGUGGCGCGACCAGCUGCUAUAGAUGCGAGCUGGGCGAACAAGGUGUUGAAAGAGGAGGCUGCAGGUGGUGAUGUGGUCCUGAGGUUGGACGCUGUGAAGCCGAGUUGGUUGGUCAGCAAGAUUCCGGUCAGGGCUCUAGGAGCUGGAGCUGAGACUGCUUACUACGGACAGCAGAUUGCUCGUAUCGGUAAAGGAUUGCCAACACGAGCUCCCCCUACGACGUCAUGA
Molecule: messenger RNA, 1269 nt
Organism: Alternaria atra
Lineage: Eukaryota; Fungi; Ascomycota; Dothideomycetes; Pleosporales; Pleosporaceae
Exons: 3
Coding region: 1-1269 (422 amino acids)
Molecular function (GO): FMN binding; oxidoreductase activity
Source: RefSeq, a predicted model, not a curated record